AUGCAUUUGAUGAAUUGCAAAUACGUUUACGGCAUUUACACGGUAUUUCCGUGUGCCGAACCUAUGCGCCAAACGGAUGCGCCAAAUGCCAACGCUCAAGAAAUUAGUGAAUCACAAAUCAGAAGAAAUAUAUUUGUUGGCAAAAAUAAUCAAAAAUGGAGUAUUUUUGUGGCAGUUGCAAUAAUACGUCCACCAAUUAUCGCACCACAAAUGAGCGAUUCUGAAAAGAAUUAUUCAUUUUUUACGAAAAAUCUGGAAAUUGAAACUUCACUGUUAUGUGACUUUGAAUUAAAAGAAAUCGAUGAUAAGAAGUUCUUGGAAAAGAAGAAAGAACAGAGUGAACUUGAAAAACUUGCUGAUAAACUGGGUGAACAACGAAUUACUACCGAUAUGCUACAAGAAAGGUGGAAGAAAAGGGAAGAAUAUUUAAGAAAAACUUUUCGUCUUGGAGAUUUGAGUGAGAUUGAACAAAAUGCUGAAACUUCUUUGUUUCGCAAACUUGAUCAGCAGUUGGUGCUCAUUGUUCGACAAAGGUUUGGAAAACCUGGCUAUUCGUCACCGUGGAUAAUUCCUCAGACAAAGUUUCAUAAUGGAGAAAGCUUAAGACAGACCGCUGAACGUUGCAUUAAUGAAACGCUAGAAGGUGAUUUCGCAGGAUCGAUCUUCUCUAAUGCGCCUUUUUCUGUUCAUAGUCACAGGUAUCCAAAAGGCUUGAAAAAUAAUGAUGAUAGUGAUACCAGUGGUGCAAAGAUUUUCUUUUAUAAUGCGCAGAUUGCCCCACAAAAUAAUUUCCAUGUAAAUAGUAAUGAAAUUGUCGAAUACAAAUGGGUGAAUAUGGACGAAUUUCAAAAAUAUGUUAUAACAAAUAGAUAUAAAAAUGCUUUAUCAACACUAUUUAUAAAUUGGUAG
Molecule: messenger RNA, 909 nt
Organism: Dracunculus medinensis (Guinea worm)
Lineage: Eukaryota; Metazoa; Nematoda; Chromadorea; Rhabditida; Dracunculidae
Source: the annotation of a GenBank genome assembly